AUGUUCUUACUGUAUAAAACAUCAGGGGAGUUAUCUUGCAUCAACUUUAAUCAAGAUUACAGUUGUAUUUCAGUUGCAUCCAAGACAGGAUAUCGCAUUUAUAAUUGUGAUCCCUUUGGAAAAUGUUAUUCGAUGGAGGAUCAAGAUAUAAGUAUCAUUGAAAUGUUGUUUAGCACCUCGCUUGUUGCUUUAGUAGGUGCAUCACCGAGAAGAUUGCGCAUCAAUAACACGAAAAGAGAAACCACCAUUUGUGAAUUGACUUUUCAUACGCCUAUUUUAUCAGUAAAAAUGAACCGCAAAAGACUGAUUGUAGUGUUAGAGGAGCAGUUAUUUAUCUAUGAUAUUAGCAACAUGAAGCUAUUACAUACCAUUGAUACGAUUCCUAAUCCAUCAGCGAUUGUUGCUCUGUCUCCCUCGAGUGAGAACUGCUACAUUGCUUGUCAGCCCUUACGGUCAUCUGGUGAUUACUAUGCGCAAACACCACAACAAAAUAUCGGUGAUAUUGAGAUUUACGAUGCAAAUGCCAUGAAGUUAGCAAACAUUGUACAGGCUCAUAAGUCUCCCAUCAGUUGUAUCGCAAUGAAUUCUGAAGGAACCUUAUUAGUCACGGCUAGUGAAAAGGGAACUGUCAUUCGAGUAUUUACUAUUCCCGGCGCAGAAAAGGUUUAUCAGUUUAGAAGAGGAAGUUAUCUGGCAAAGAUUUAUAGCAUGUCAUUCAAUCUGGUAAGCACUUUGUUAUGUGUUUCAAGCGACACAGAAACGGUUCAUAUAUUCAAAUUAUCAGACUCGGAUGGCAUGACAAAUGAUGAUAAGGAUCCACCACCUUUACAAAGAAGAGUGUCCUUACAACGCGGGAUGAAUUUCUUUAUACCCGAUCGUAUUUCAGAUAUUUGGGAAUCCAAUCGACAUUUUGCAUCUUUAAAGUUACCUAAUGCGGGUGUACGCAGCUUUGUCGCUUUAAGCAGCACUACCCCACAAGUACUUGUAAUUACUAGUGAAGGAUAUUUUUAUCAAUAUAACAUUGAUCUGGAAAAUGGGGGUGAAUGUGUACUUCUUCGACAGAAUAGCUUGAAAUAGUAAUAAAAAUAAAAAACAGCUGUUAAUCAGUCAAUACAUUGCUUGAGC
Messenger RNA from Mucor mucedo, 1125 nucleotides. Its product is annotated as WD40-repeat-containing domain protein. Gene Ontology annotation, molecular function: phosphatidylinositol-3,5-bisphosphate binding; protein binding; phosphatidylinositol-3-phosphate binding. NCBI's taxonomy places the organism in Eukaryota, Fungi, Mucoromycota, Mucoromycetes, Mucorales, Mucoraceae. The record is from RefSeq and is a predicted model, not a curated record. The coding region runs from base 1 to 1077 and encodes 358 amino acids. The transcript has 5 exons. Gene Ontology annotation, cellular component: cytosol; fungal-type vacuole membrane; phagophore assembly site membrane. Gene Ontology annotation, biological process: protein localization to phagophore assembly site; autophagy of mitochondrion; nucleophagy.